Messenger RNA from Ficedula albicollis (Collared flycatcher), 1360 nucleotides. RefSeq lists its product as uncharacterized. The transcript has 6 exons. The record is from RefSeq and is a predicted model, not a curated record. NCBI's taxonomy places the organism in Eukaryota, Metazoa, Chordata, Aves, Passeriformes, Muscicapidae. The coding region runs from base 274 to 1263 and encodes 329 amino acids.
AUUCCCACCUGCCCCUUUAUCCCAGGACUCCCAGGAGGUGACCCCACUCGGGGGCGGGGGCUGUAGUGCAGCUGGAGCGGGACAUUCCCGGUGCCCUUCGGCGACAGCCUCCCGGGAGGUCCCCAUUGUCGCGGUUACCAGGAGACAGAGUCGCAUUCCGCGGGCGCAUUCCGCAGCUCCUGGGCCUGCUGGGGAGGUCCCGCACGUCCAGCCAUGGCGUAGGGCCGUACCUCGUGCCAUUCCCGGCUCCAGGGGGCCGUUCCCAGGGCCAGAAUGCCGUCCCUGCCGCAGGACUCGCCCGCCGCGGGAUUGGGGACGGGGUUCCCCAUGGUGAGGGGCCCCCCCUCCGAGCUCAUGGGCUUUUACAUCACCAGCUACGAGGCAGCCUUUGGGAAGAGGCCCACGGGGUCACCCCAAAAGUUCGAGGGGAGGCGCGUUUUGGGGAUUGAGCCCCCCAGUGACAGGAGUAUGCGCCCCCUCCUCGGCGUCCACACCGGCUCGGGAUACGUCACCAACAACUACGCGGCGGCCGCGGCCGUGGUCUUCCCGUACGUGGAGCGCCAGGACACCGACGUGUCCACCACCUCCGAGGACUUCAAGGUCUUCGGGCGCCCGGAUUACCGGAGGCUCUUGCCCGCGUAUGUGGAUGAGCUGGAGUGUCGCUAUCCCGCUGGCUUCUCCUUUUCCCGCCUCCGUUUCGGGGAGGUGACAGCCCCAAAAGCGUCCAGGGAAAAUGACACCUGGAGCCCCCACAGCAGUCCUGCCCAGCCAGAUGUCCCGCAGAGGACGACGGAGCUGUCGGGCUUCACCAGCACUGACCCAGGGAGUGACCUCACCCUGCCAGAGCAGCCUGUGAGCCCUGUCCCCACCAUGUCCCCUGUCCCCCCACCCCUCAGCACUCCGGGGGACGCUUUUCCUCUCCCACAGCCUGAUGUCCGCGGUGGUCAGAUGGAUUCCUUGCCUGCCAUAUUCAGCACCCCCCAGCCUGCCAUGGGCCGCCCUGCCCCCUUCGCCCCCCCGGAGCUCCAAGUUGCACCCAAGGGAGUCACUACCGAGAAGGAGCCGCUGACCUACAGCACUGUCCAGAACGAGUACCUGACCAAGUUCACCCCGCUGGCCCCUGUAGCACCAGGCUGGUGGGCGCAGACUCCAAUCACCUGGGCGCCAAGAUCUGUGGAGGGCAUCCAGAUCCCGAGUCCUAGUGGCUUCAGCACCAACAACCACCCCACCAACCUGUGGCACAUCGAUAAAACCCUGAUGUGAUCCCCCCCCCUCAAAAAAGUGCUGCUGCAUCCCGGGAUUCCCAUCCUUGGCUUUUCCCAAAUCCCCGUGGGAGGAAUAAAGAUCCUGCGUGAUGCCA